Closterium sp. NIES-65 is the source of this 4011-nucleotide messenger RNA. The record is from the annotation of a GenBank genome assembly. NCBI's taxonomy places the organism in Eukaryota, Viridiplantae, Streptophyta, Zygnematophyceae, Desmidiales, Closteriaceae.
AUGGUAGGCAAGCCCGCACGCUUGCGUUCGGGCCGCACUCUAACGGGAGGCGAAGGCGACAGUAUCAGGAAUGACAACGGCGACGCGAGCGGCGAGCAGGGCGGCAUGAUGCCGGGCGAGCUGGUGGAGUCAAUCGAGACCUUCAUCCGCCACCACGCGGAUCUCGCCGACGACUCCGUCACCGCCUUGGCUAACGUGGCCUAUUUCCUGUUCGCCAUGUCAGAGCUCACCCACCAUCCGCUUGCUCCACACAUUCCCAGGGGUCUGCGGCAGCGCAUGGCUCAGGUGGUGCGCAGCUCCAAGGAGGGGCUGCUGGUGUGGCGCGCUGCCUCGCUGCUCGCGCUCACUGAGGCCUCUGUUGGCAACGAGGUGAGGGGAAGGGGGUGGGGGGAGAGGGGUGGGGGAGAGGGGUGGGGGGAGAGGGGUGGGAUUGUGGGGGAAGAGGGCUUGCAGAGCCUUGCAGGUCUCUUCUCUGCUGCAGCCAAGGCGGUGACAGCCAUGCAGCAAGGCAGUGGCGAUGCAGACGAUGCUGACGUGGAUGCUGACGUGGAUGCUGACGUCGAGGCUGACGUGGAUGCUGAGGUCAAGGUUGACGUAGACGCUGACAGGGGUGGGGAGAAGAAGAGAGAGGAGGUGGUAAAAGUGGAGGGGGGCACAAGGGAAAUUAUGCAAGUGGAGGGCGAAGGGAAGGAAGAGGAAGUUGCCAGGAAGGAUCAGCUCGUGAGCGAAGGGAGGACUGAGGAGGGUGAGAAGGAAGGGGGUGGGAGAGAAGGGGAAGAGGAGGAAGGUGUGGAGGACGUGAGGGUUUCAAGAGGAGCGGGUAGAGGAAAGGGAAAAAAGUGGCGGGGGAGGGGGGGGAAGGCAGGUGCAGGAGGGCGGGGGAAGCGGGCUGCAGAGGGGGUGACGGGGGGUGAGGAGAGGGCGGGUGGGGAUGUGGAUGAUGAGGGAGUGCGUGAAGUGGAGAUGGUGGGGGGAGAGGGUGAUGUGCUGGAGGUUAGUGGGAGUGAGAUUGAGGAGGUGAAGGGGAGUGUGGUGGUGGAGAGUGGUGUGGUAGAGUGUAGUGCUUUGGAAGUGGAAGAAAGUGAGGACGUCAAAGAGUGUGGGGAGGUGAAAGAGAGUGAGGAAGUGGAAGGGGAUGAGGAGGUGGAGGAGUGUGUGGAAGUGAAGGAGAGUGAGGGAGGGAAAGAGAGUGAGGAAGGAGUGGAAGAGGUGAAGGACCUUACAGUGGAGGAUCCAAGUGGUAAUCAGCAUGCUGCAGAGCGCUCAGGGGAGGUACAGCUGGUGAAGGUGGUACCUGGAGUAGGCAGCAGCGUACAGCCAGUCAACACCAGAGUGCUGAGGUCACACAGCAAUAAGGAGUUGUCGAGUGCGGUUGAAAGAGGUGCUGGAGAGUCACACAGGGGAGCAGCAGCGGGUGGAACGGAGAGAGAUGGAGGGGUGGGGAAGAAAGCAGGGAGAGUGGAAGAUGCGGAGCAGGAGGAAGCUGCAGCUGACGAGGCCAUGUGCCAGGGCCAGGGGCCUCUAGGGCUGGAGCAGCUGUGGGAGAGCGUGAUGGCUCAAGGGUCACUCACGCUCUUGCCUCUUCCCCUCCAGCCCCCUUUGACAUUCUCUUACCCUGCCGUGCACAUGCCAGGGCCAGGGGCCUCUAGGCCUGGAGCAGCUGGCCAGGGGCCUCUAGGCCUGGAGCAGCUGUGGGAGAGCGUGGUGGCUCUUGUGUUUGCAUGUGCUGGGGAGGAGGAGGAAGAGGAGGAAGUGGACGAGGAGGAAGAGGAAGAGGAGGAAGUGGAAGAGGGGGAAGAGGAAAAGGAUAGCGAGAAGUCAGGCCUGGAGAGUAAGGGAGGGGCGGAGGACAAGGGGGAAGAAAAACAUGAGGGGGAGGAGGUUGAAGGGGAGGACGAUGACGAGCAAGGGAGAAGGAGAAAGCGUGCUAGGAAAGGAGAGGAGGGCGACAGGGAGGAGGAGCAGCGUGAGAAGGAAAAGGAAGGAGUGAAGGACGAAUUGGGUGGUGAAGCGACGGGAGAGAAGUGUCAAAGGGGAGAAGCGGAGGGGAAGGAGGGACAGGAGGGAGUGCAGGCAGCAGUGCAGGGAGAGGUGGAGAAGGAGGUGAAGCGUGAGUGUGUGCGGAGGGCACAUGCAUGUGUCGCUCCCAAUCGCCUGGAGCUGGCUCGAGCAGCUCAGCUGCUGCUUGGUGCUACGUUGGAUCUGCAUGGUAUCAUAGCGGACAACGAUGGGUACCGCAGAGCCAGGAAUGAGAACCCUCACCCCACUGCGAGCCCUCACCCCACUGCGAGCCCUCACCCCACCCCACUGCGAGCCCUCACCCCACUGCGAGCCCUCACCCCACUGCGAGCCCUCACCCCACUGCGAGCCCUCACCCCACUGCGAGCCCUCACCCCACUGCGAGCCCUCACCCCACUGCGAGCCCUCACCCCACUGCGAGCCCUCACCCCACUGCGAGCCCUCACCCCACUGCGAGCCCUCACCCCACUGCGAGCCCUCACCCCACUGCGAGCCCUCACCCCACUGCGAGCCCUCACCCCACUGCGAGCCCUCACCCCACUGCGAGCCCUCACCCCACUGCGAGCCCUCACCCCACAGCGAGCCCUCACCCCACUGCGAGCCCUCACCCCACUGCGAGCCCUCACCCCACUGCGAGCCCUCACCCCACUGCGAGCCCUCACCCCACUGCGAGCCCUCACCCCACUGCGAGCCCUCACCCACUGUGAGCCCUCCACUGCGAGCCCUCACCCCACUGCGAGCCCUCACCCCACUGCGAGCCCUCACCCCACUGCGAGCCCUCACCCCACUGCGAGCCCUCACCCCACUGCGAGCCCUCACCCCACUGCGAGCCCUCACCCCACUGCGAGCCCUCACCCCACUGCGAGCCCUCACCCCACUGCGAGCCCUCACCCCACUGCGAGCCCUCACCCCACUGCGAGCCCUCACCCCACUGCGAGCCCUCACCCCACUGCGAGCCCUCACCCCACUGCGAGCCCUCACCCCACUGCGAGCCCUCACCCCACUGCGAGCCCUCACCCCACUGCGAGCCCUCACCCCACUGCGAGCCCUCACCCCACUGCGAGCCCUCACCCCACUGCGAGCCCUCACCCCACUGCGAGCCCUCACCCCACUGCGAGCCCUCACCCCACUGCGAGCCCUCACCCCACUGCGAGCCCUCACCCCACUGCGAGCCCUCACCCCACUGCGAGCCCUCACCCCACUGCGAGCCCUCACCCCACUGCGAGCCCUCACCCCACUGCGAGCCCUCACCCCACUGCGAGCCCUCACCCCACUGCGAGCCCUCACCCCACUGCGAGCCCUCACCCCACUGCGAGCCCUCACCCCACUGCGAGCCCUCACCCCACUGCGAGCCCUCACCCCACUGCGAGCCCUCACCCCACUGCGAGCCCUCACCCCACUGCGAGCCCUCACCCCACUGCGAGCCCUCACCCCACUGCGAGCCCUCACCCCACUGUGUGCCCUCACCCCACUGUGUGCCCUCACCCCUGUGAGCACCUCUGCCGACUCAAUCGGUGCUCUCCCUUGUUUGCUCCACCACCUGCGUGCACGGCAUCUCACCUCCUCCCUCCUCCCGCAUGGGAGGCACUGGAGGAUCGACUGGUGAGGCUCUUCGCGUUGGAGCCCAGCGUUGCCAAGAAGAGCUUCUUCCUGCAGACCAUGGUGGAUCCGUGCCACAAGUAUCAUCUCAUCAUUCUCCUCUUCUCUCGCUUCGGCCCUGUUGCGUACUUUGACAUCAACCCCAACGCUAUAUUUGAGUCGCUGCAAGCACAGAAGCCAACUGCAGGGGGGAAGAGGCCGAGCAGGAAGAAGGCUGCACAAGUACCGGUAGCGGAGGAGACCGCACUACAAGAGGCAGCAUCAGCAGCACCGAUGUCCAUAUGCGACAUGAUAGCUGAUGCAUCAUGCGCAUGUCCCUUCACGGGUGAAAUGUCAACAUUGGGACAACGCUGCCUCACUGCUCUUGAUACAUUCACGAAGAGCUUACAAUAA